UCUCAGACAACUCUUUGUGAUUCAGAGCAAGAAGAUGAGGAGCUUGAUUCUCCCAUUCCUGUGACCUUUGAUUCUCCCAUUCCUGUGAAUGUAGUGCCAUCUUCAAACAAGCCAAAUAAGAUAAUAUGCCCGAUAUGUAACAAAUACUACCCAAUCCAUAACAUUGAGUUCCACGCUAGUAUCUGUGGAGAGAGUUAUAGUCCUGUAAGGAGCCCAGAUGAUGGACCUGAAAGUCCCCAUGAUCUGCAAGAGCCAGCACAAAAUCCAAUAGAUGACAUCUCAUGUGAAGAAGAUGUUCUGCGUUGGGUUGACUCAAAAGUUGACAGGGGGAAGAGCUUCAACAUUUGUGUCUCGAGGGACAACAUGCUAGAGAGAGGUCUAAAGCUUUGGCAGCGGCAGAAGACUGGAGGUCCAGCAAACGAGUUAAAAAUCACCUUCAUAGGAGAAGCUGGCAUCGACACCGGGGCAUUAAGAAAGGAGUUCCUGUCUGAGAUGGUUGCUGGGAUAGAGAUGCGACUCUUUGAAGGAGGGGAGAAGGGGAAGAUCCCAAAAUACUCAAUCACUGACCUGGACAAAAACCAUUUCAAAGUUGCUGGGGAAAUAUUUGCAGUGAGCCUAGGCCAAGGUGGGCCGCCUCCACGCUUUCUUCAAGAGUGGUGUUACCAGUUUUUGGUGACUGGGACACUGAAGGACAUCACAAAAGAAAACGUGUAUGAUGCAGAGUUAUCCACAUUAAUCGAAAAGAUUGAAAAUGCAACUGAUGUGACGCAGUACACAGAGGAAAUCCUCAACUGUGGAUACACUGGCCCCAUCACAUUGGAGCAUCAAGACAGUAUUGUAAGAGCUGUUUUGCUACAUGCCACCACGAAGCGUACACCAAUGCUUCAACAACUGCGAGAAGGCCUUGAACUCUAUCAACUGCUGUCAGUUAUGCAAAGGAAACCCAAGGAAUGUCGGGAUCUUUUCGUGAUUGGGGAUGAUAAGGAUUAG
Messenger RNA from Pimephales promelas (fathead minnow), 990 nucleotides. NCBI's taxonomy places the organism in Eukaryota, Metazoa, Chordata, Actinopteri, Cypriniformes, Leuciscidae. The record is from RefSeq and is a predicted model, not a curated record.